Messenger RNA from Erinaceus europaeus (western European hedgehog), 1634 nucleotides. It is a transcript of the gene IFIT2, whose product is annotated as interferon induced protein with tetratricopeptide repeats 2. The transcript is spliced from 2 exons. Lineage: Eukaryota; Metazoa; Chordata; Mammalia; Eulipotyphla; Erinaceidae. Gene Ontology annotation, molecular function: protein binding. Gene Ontology annotation, cellular component: cytosol. Gene Ontology annotation, biological process: defense response to virus. The coding region runs from base 133 to 1500 and encodes 455 amino acids. The record is from RefSeq and is a predicted model, not a curated record.
GGCCAAAAACCCAGCUGAUAUUCCUAUAAAUAGUUCUUUUCCACACUUAUUUGAAGCAGAGGGGGGAGAUUUCCGAAGAGCACAGGAGCCUGAACGGCAACCUCUCAGAAAAGCUGAGAGAACACGGCAGCAAUGAGUGAGAUCACCAAGAACUCCUUGGAGAGGGCCCUACAGCAGCUAAAGUGCCAUUUCACUUGGAACUUGAUGGAGGGAGAAAAGUCCUUGGAUGACUUUGAAGACAGAGUGCGUAACCAGACAGAGCUCCAGAAUAGUGAGUUCAAAGCCACGGCGUGCAACCUACUGGCCUACAUCAAGCACUGCCGAGGUCAGGAUGCAGAGGCCCUGCAGUGCCUGCAGCAGGCAGAAGAGCUCAUCCAGAGACAGCAUGCUGGCCAAGCCGAAGUCCGGAACCUGGCCACAUGGGGAAACUACGCCUGGGUCUACUACCACCUGGGUAGACCCCAGGACGCUCAGAAAUAUGUCGACAAGGUGAAACGCGUGUGUGAGAAGCUCUCCAGCCCCUACAGGAUCAUGUGUCCUGAGAUGAGCAAUGAGGAAGGGUGGGCCCGGCUCAAGUGUGGAGGAAGCCAGAAUGGGAGGGCACAGGUGUGCUUUGAGAAGGCUCUGGAACAGCAGCCAAACAGCCCAGAAUCUGUCUGCGGCCUGGCCAUCGCGACUUUCCGUCUGCAUGACGGCCCACCCCCGGAGACUCCCACUGGCCUCCUGCGGCAGGCCAUUCGGCUGAAUCCUGACAACCAGUAUCUGAAAGUGCUCUUGGCCCUGAAACUCCAAAAGACAAAGGCAGAAGAGGAAGGAGAGAGGUUGGUAGAAGAGGCCUUGGAGAAAGUCCCGUGCACAACAGCUGUGCUCCGCAGUGCAGCAAGGUUUUACCGCAGCAAAGGCGACCUGGACAAAGCCACAGACCUGCUUGGAAGGGCUUUGGAAGGCACACCGAAUAAUGCCCACCUGCACUUCCACAUUGGGAGCUGCUACCGGGCAAAAGUCCUCCAAAUGCAGAGAGAAAAUGAGCUCUGUGGACAAAGAGAGGACUUAGAGAGACUGGUAAGAAAAGCUGUGCAUCAUUUGAAGAUAGCUGAUGAGAGCAAUGGGACAUUCUCCCUUGCCUGCUCCUAUCUGGCCGGCCUCUAUGCACAGGUGGGCCAGUAUGAAGACGCGGAGCAUUACUUCCAAAAGGAGCUCGGCAAAGAGCUUACUCCAUCAGCCAAGCAAGUGCUCCACCUGCGCUAUGGCAACUUUCAGCUGUAUCAGAUGAAGUGUGAAGACGAGGCCAUCCACCACUACGUGGAGGGUGUGAAAAUAGACCAGGAGUCAAAGGAGAAAGAGAAGAUGAAAACCAAACUGCACAGAAUCGCCACAGCAAGGCUGUCAAAAGAUAAAGACGACUCCAAAGCUUUGCACCUUCUGCGAUUCCUCGAGGAGCAGAAUGAAGAAACACCACAGAUGGAAACCCUGAGAGGAGUUUGGACUCUGGAAGCCUGACACUCACCCCUCUAGUUCAUGACAGAGGGCUCAGGAGAUGGUGUCCAGAGCAGAGCUGGAAGGCAGUUGAAAUGUCUCCACCAACUGGGUUUUCAAAAUGGUUAACAAGGGGCAUUUCAGGGAGGGGCUGGGUG